GUAACAGAAGUCUCAGACGAACCUUUCCAUUCCUCACUUACAUAAACAACGUAACAAUACUGUUAGAGACUGAAAUACCUAGCUUUUAAGAAGCCAAGAUGUCGUCCCGACCCGAGUUGAAGGUCGAUGAUGAACAUGGCUUCAUACGUUUCUUCAAGUCUUUACCAUCUGUAGGCGACGAAACCGUACGUAUAUUCGACCGAGGCGACUGGUACACAGCUCAUGGCGAAGAUGCCAACUUUAUCGCAAGAACGGUCUACAAGACCACCUCGGUCGUACGACAACUAGGACGAAAUGAUGCUAGCGGUUUAGCUUCAGUCACUAUGACCGUCACCGUAUUCCGACAAUUCCUACGAGAAGCCCUCUUUAAACUCGGAAAACGAGUUGAGAUAUACGCAAGUAGCGGUGGCCGACUGAACUGGAAGGUUAUCAAACAAGCUUCUCCCGGAAACCUACAAGAUGUUGAAGAAGAACUAGGCGGACAAUUUGAAUCCGCACCUAUGAUAUUGGCUGUCAAAAUAUCUGCGAAGGCCAGUGAAGCUAGGAAUGUUGGUGUCUGUUUUGCCGAUGCUAGCGUUCGAGAGCUUGGUGUUAGCGAAUUUCUCGACAACGACCUAUACUCCAACUUCGAAGCUCUACUUAUCCAGCUUGGCGUUAGGGAGUGUCUUAUACAGAUCGACAAGGCGGAAAAAGACAAAGACCCCGAGCUAGCUAAACUGAGACAGAUUAUCGACAAUUGUGGAGUUGCCAUAUCCGAAAGACCAGCCGGAGAUUUUGGGACGAAGGAUAUCGAGCAGGAUCUCGCUAGGUUACUCAAAGAUGAACGAUCCGCAACCCUGCUCCCCCAGACCGACCUCAAAUUAGCAAUGGGCUCAGCAGCAGCGCUGGUCAAAUACCUAAGCGUUCUUCACGAUCCUUCCAAUUUUGGCCAGUUUCAACUAUAUCAACAUGACUUAUCCCAAUUCAUGAAGCUCGAUGCUGCGGCGCUCAAGGCUCUCAAUUUAAUGCCAGGCGCGAGAGACGGUGCCAAGACUAUGAGUUUGUAUGGGUUAUUGAAUCACUGCAAAACACCUGUUGGUAGUCGGUUGUUAUCGCAAUGGCUAAAACAACCCUUGAUGAACAAAGAUGAGAUCGAGAAGCGUCAACAAUUGGUUGAAGCAUUCGUUAACGACACAGAACUACGCCAAACUAUGCAGGAAGAACACUUGAAGUCAGUGCCGGAUCUUUAUCGUUUGGCGAAACGAUUCCAGCGAAACAAGGCCAAUUUGGAAGACGUCGUCAGAGCAUAUCAGGUAGUUAUUCGCCUACCCGGAUUCCUAGGAACUCUUGAGGGGGUAAUGGACGAAAAAUACAAGGAUCCUCUGGACGAGACGUAUACCAACAAAAUAAGAGAGCUUUCCGAUAGUCUAGGAAAGCUCGCGGAUAUGGUGGAAACAACUGUCGAUCUUGAGGCCCUUGACAACCACGAAUUCAUAAUUAAGCCCGAGUUUGAUGACAACUUGCGCAUCGUACGAAGGAAACUCGACAAGCUCCGAUCUAACAUGGAUAAGGAAUUCCGAAAAGCGGCAGACGAUUUGAACCAAGAGGAAAACAAGAAGAUAUUCUUAGAAAACCACAAGGUUCAUGGUUGGUGUAUGCGACUGACGAGAACGGAAGCUGGUUGCAUUCGAAAUAAUUCUCAAUAUCAGGAGUGCUCAACACAGAAGAACGGUGUUUAUUUUACUACGAAGCAAUUACAAUCGUAUCGUCGGGAGUUCGAUCAGCUGUCCCAAACAUACGAUAGAACGCAAAGUGGCUUAGUCAACGAGGUUGUAAGCGUCGCAGCUUCUUAUUGCCCAGUGUUGGAACAGCUCGCUGGUGUCCUAGCCCACCUCGACGUCAUCGUGUCAUUCGCGCACUGCUCAGUCCAUGCACCCACAUCAUAUGUUCGGCCUACCCUUCACCCCCGAGGCGAAGGCUCUACGAUCCUGAAGGAGGCCCGUCACCCAUGCAUGGAAAUGCAAGACGACAUUCAAUUCAUCACCAACGAUGUCGAGCUCCGCCGCGGUGAGUCAUCGUUUCUGAUUAUCACAGGACCCAAUAUGGGUGGUAAAUCGACAUAUAUCCGACAGAUCGGCGUCAUCGCAUUAAUGGCUCAAGUAGGAUGUUUCGUUCCCUGCUCCGAGGCCGAGUUGACUAUCUUCGACUCAAUCCUCGCACGUGUCGGUGCUAGCGAUUCUCAACUAAAGGGAGUCUCAACUUUCAUGGCUGAAAUGUUGGAGACCGCCAAUAUCCUCAAGUCAGCCACCGCCGAAUCGCUUAUUAUUAUCGACGAGUUAGGCCGUGGUACGUCCACGUACGACGGUUUUGGUCUAGCUUGGGCCAUUAGCGAACACAUCGUCACUGAGAUCGGGUGUUCCGCUAUGUUCGCUACGCAUUUCCAUGAAUUGACAGCGCUUGCAGACCAGCAUCCUCAAGUCAAGAAUCUGCACGUUACCGCCCACAUUUCUUCCUCUUCAUCGGCUUCUAGUGAGAGCGUUGAUAAGAGAGAAGUAACGCUUUUAUAUAAAGUGGAGCCCGGUAUUUGCGAUCAGUCAUUUGGUAUUCAUGUAGCGGAGCUUGUCCGAUUUCCGGAUAAAGUAGUACGGAUGGCGAAGCGAAAGGCCGAUGAGUUGGAGGACUUUACGACAAAGCAUGAGAGUGAUGGGCCGGCGGGCAUGCAACAACAGUACGGAAAGGAAGAUGUGGAGGAAGGUAGCGCGAGACUGAAGGAGGUCCUUGUAAAGUGGAAGAAUGAGGUUGCUGGUGGAAGGAUGAGCAAGGAAGAGAUGAUAAGCCGGCUAAGGGAUCUGGUGAAGAAGGAUGAGAGAUUGUUACAAAACCCGUUCUUUACUGCUGUUAAGGCUUUGUAAGGGUUAAUGGUAUGAUACUUGAUGGAAAAGAGUACGGACGCUAUGACACGCCUCUGCUCACGGUAUGGAUGAUAUAAGGAAGGACUGUGCUAUAUAGGUAAUUGUGACGGCUUAGCCGGGUUCGGCGCUUGGAGGGUGGUAGGAAAUAUCUAGCUAGAUUGGCUGAGUGAGCUACGAUGCUAUGCUAUUUUGCUAGCAUGCUAUUUAAAAGUAUGGUAUUGUAGGGUUAUUGAAAAGAUACCUAAUAAUAGCCCGUGGUUCGAUCUAAUGCAUUCGUGAAACAAUUGUGAUGGUCAAGAGUCCUGUUGAGUAUCUGGGUGCUCGUCGUUUCACCACUUUCACUACAUUUACUGCUUG
Molecule: messenger RNA, 3248 nt
Organism: Hypoxylon trugodes
Lineage: Eukaryota; Fungi; Ascomycota; Sordariomycetes; Xylariales; Hypoxylaceae
Product: DNA mismatch repair protein msh-2
Exons: 2
Coding region: 99-2891 (930 amino acids)
Biological process (GO): mitotic recombination; mismatch repair
Cellular component (GO): nucleus; MutSalpha complex
Molecular function (GO): ATP-dependent DNA damage sensor activity; mismatched DNA binding; ATP binding
Source: RefSeq, a predicted model, not a curated record